ACACCGAACGACGACAGUCACCUAGUGUAUCAAUUUGAAACCAAUUUCGGUUUCCAUUUUUAUUUUUUUGGUCCGCGCUUUUCAUCCGUUGUCCGUGCUUCGUGCUUGGUUGCAUUUUUGCGGUUGCUGCUCUUUAAAUUUCGCGAUCGUCAUGAAAUCGUUUCUGGUAGUCCUAGCCUGCGUUGCUUGCGCAACGGCCUUCCCGGAGCCUCCGCGGGGUCGCAUCGUCCUGCCGGCCAAGCAGCUCCAGCUGCCCGAACAUGAGUACGGUGCCCCGAAGCAAGAGUACGGCCCACCCAAGGCCGAAUACGGACCUCCUCCGGCGCCCGAGUACGGACCCCCGGCUCCAGCCUACGGACCACCAUCGCACGAAUACGGCCCACCACCGGUACAGAAGCUGAUCACCAAGAACGUCUACGUCCACGUCCCACCAGAGGAGCCCACCGAGAUCAUCAAGAGCCCCGUCCUGGAAGCCCCCAUCCCCAAGAAGCACUACAAGAUCAUCUUCAUCAAGGCUCCGGCUCCUCCAGCCCCGAUCCAGCAUACCAUUCCACCACAGCCCCAGGAUGAACACAAGACCCUGGUCUACGUGUUGGUCAAGAAGCCAGAAGACCCCGCACCACUGGAACUGCCACAGGCCGAACCAACCGAGCCCAGCAAGCCCGAAGUCUACUUCAUCAAGUACAAGGCCAACGACAAGAAGCCAGCCGAUACCUAUGGACCUCCAGCCAACACCUACGGACCACCCUCGGGCCCAACUGGACCUGCUCGUUACCAGCAGUUCUAAGUUCCCCCAUGUAGCUCCCCAAAACCCAACCCAAGACCUCCAACAAAACUCCAAAUAAGGCUAUUGUUACUUGUUAUUGUUGUUUGUUAGAAUCAAUUGCUAGGUUAAGUUAGACGCAAUCGCUCGAGGUGAGAUUACUACCCUAAACCCCCUCCAAUCUCUCAAUCAAGCUUGUAAAUACGAUUCCCUUCAAAUUCCCAUACGUCCAUCAAAGCCCCAAUGCCUCAAUCAGGCACGUUCCGUCCUAAUUCCAAACCCAAAUCUACUUCCCAGAAAUCUCACCUCGUGUAGCAUUUAGGGAGAAAUAAAAAACGAAACCACGUAGGUGUGCAAAGUGCCAAACUCUACACACCAAGGCACCAUCGUGGAAGAGUUGUAGCCAGUAAGUGUUUGCCCAAACGCCUUGAUUCCCAACUCCUCACCUAUCCCCCUCCCCCACCAGGCAAUAAUCCGGUGAUUGUGUAAAUAUUGAUCCCUCAUCCCUCCCCUCACGAACGGAAACCCGUCAGAAGAAAUAGGAACGGAAAAAAACUCAAUCCCAUUCCCCUUCAGUAACCCCAACUCCAUACCAAACCAAUGAAUUAAAACGUGACGAAAGCAAAGUGGACUAACGGAGAGAAAUAUACCCCCUCCAAAGAACCGCGCCAAUAUAUAGCAGCUAGAGCUAGAGAGAGAGAAAUAAAGAGCAGAUGAAAUAACGAUUUGUCGAGUGUAAA
Messenger RNA from Aedes aegypti (yellow fever mosquito), 1503 nucleotides. RefSeq names its product extensin. The record is from RefSeq and is a predicted model, not a curated record. The transcript is spliced from 2 exons. NCBI's taxonomy places the organism in Eukaryota, Metazoa, Arthropoda, Insecta, Diptera, Culicidae. Bases 152 to 787 code for a protein of 211 amino acids.